Messenger RNA from Asparagus officinalis (garden asparagus), 727 nucleotides. RefSeq lists its product as uncharacterized. The record is from RefSeq and is a predicted model, not a curated record. NCBI's taxonomy places the organism in Eukaryota, Viridiplantae, Streptophyta, Magnoliopsida, Asparagales, Asparagaceae. Gene Ontology annotation, cellular component: transcription factor TFIIH holo complex. Gene Ontology annotation, biological process: DNA repair; regulation of cyclin-dependent protein serine/threonine kinase activity; regulation of transcription by RNA polymerase II.
GAUCAGCCUGUAGGGUCUCUCCCAAUUUCGAUCCUUUCUCUCGAUUUCUCCGUAAAUGUUCUCUCAAUUGGAAGUCUAUAGCAGCUAGCAAAGAGAGGGCGGUUCGUAGCUAGAAAUGGUGGUUUCGUCGACCGCCAGUUCCUUCUCCAAAGAGAUGAGCAUCCGAAGGAAGAUCUCCAGCAUAUUUAAUAAAAGGGAGGAGGACUUCCCUUCCUUGAGAGAAUACAAUGAUUAUUUGGAAGAAGUUGAAGAUAUGACCUUUAACUUGAUUGAAGGAAUAGAUGUUGCUGCAAUUGAAGCUAAAAUUGAGAAAUAUAGAAAAGAGAAUGCUGAACAGAUAGCUAAUGCCGAAGCUCGUAAGGCUGAAGAACUAGCAGCUGCUUUGAAAGCAAGCAAAGGGCCAUUACACACUGAAUCAACUGAUACAGGCGCUGCUCAAACUUCUCAAGGGGCUACUGGUGGUGUCACUGUGCAAGGUCAGUACGCUCCUAGUGUUGUACCAGGGAGUGUACUUGCGGCAGCCAGGCCGACCCCACCUCUCGCACAAUUGGGAGGCCCUGAUGACGAGGAGGGUAUCGAAGCUGAGAGCAGGAUGAGAGCGGCGAGAGCUGGUGGUUGGACAUGCCAGAUUUGUAAGAAGAGGGCGCUUGAAGAAGCUUUCAGUAGCAUAUGGUUAUAAGUGCGAUAUAUAAGGAUUGUAAGACUUAGGGUCAGAUAGAGUAUGUAU